CUAUUUGUAGACUUACGGUAAACAUGGCAGCUCCCAGCUCGCGCUGAGACAACAGCUCAGACGUUACUGAUAAUCGUUUAGCGUUCAAGGGGAAUGACCCUCAAAACAAAUUAUUGAAAAUGGACCUUCCACGCCACGUAGGGCUGCUGGUCAAAAGAAUUGGGGUGACAGGUGGCGCGCUGUGCAGAACGUUGGUCACGGCGUGUAGCGCGCGACGUUCGCCAGAACGGAGCUCCUGUAGACGGCCACUGACGGCGAGGUACUCGUCGGCCGCGUCGGUCUCUGCCUGCAGGGCGCUUCUCUACAGGAACCAUGGAGAUCCAGCCCAAGUCGUUCAGUUGGAGAGUAUGGAACUUCCCGCUUUGGAUGAGAAGAGCGUGCUGGUGAAGAUGAUGGCGGCUCCCAUUAACCCCUCUGACAUCAACAUGGUUCAAGGAACUUAUGCUGUAUUGCCGGACCUCCCCGCAGUGGGCGGGAAUGAAGGGGUGGGUGUGGUCCUGGAGGUUGGGAGUCAGGUGACCACCCUGAGAGCUGGUGAUUGGGUGAUUCCAAGGGACGCUGGACUUGGCACGUGGCGGACGGCCGCAGUGUUCGGUGAAGAGGUCCUGACCCCAGUGCCCAAUGACAUCCCGCUGAUGGCAGCAGCCACGCUGGGGGUGAACCCCUGCACCGCCUUCAGAAUGCUGUCUGACUUCGAGGCCCUAAAACCAGGUGACUCUGUGAUCCAGAACGCAGCUAACAGCGGCGUCGGCCAGGCGGUCAUCCAGAUCGCAGCGGCACGAGGCGUCCACACCAUCAACGUGGUCCGAGACAGACCGGACCUGCAGCAGCUGACGGAGAACCUGCAGGCGCUGGGCGCUGGUCAUGUGAUCACGGAGGAGGCUCUGCGGAAGCCGCAGAUAAAAGAGAUCUUUAAGAAAGUUCCUCGACCCAAACUGGCCCUGAACGGAGUUGGCGGAAAGUCUGCUACAGAGCUGCUCCGCCACUUACAGGCGGGAGGGACGAUGGUGACGUACGGGGGCAUGGCCAAACAGCCCGUCACUGUGCCUGUGAGCGCUCUGAUCUUCAAGGACGUGAAGGUUCGGGGGUUCUGGGUGACCCAGUGGAAGAGGGACCACGCCCAGGACCGGGGGGCCCUGCAGGGGAUGCUGGUCCAGCUUUGCGCUCUGAUCCGGGACGGGAAGCUGACAGCCCCAGCCUGCACCGAGGUCCCCCUCCAGGACCACACCCGUGCCUUAGGGAACGCCAUGAAGCCCUUCCUCUCCAGCAAACAGGUCCUGGUCAUGUGACAUCAUGGGGGCCAAUAGCGGCAGCCCAGCAUCAGGGUUGAUUUUCACUAAGUAAAUACAGGAAAUUGAAAAUCAGUGGAUUAAAUUGCAAAAAAUGCUCACUGAACAUGAUGGCCAUUUGUUUUCAAUUCCGUGAAUUGAGUUUAAUUUGAAAUUCAGUCUAUUUGUUGAAAAAUCCUCAAUCGUCAUAACACAAAUGCUCACAGUGCUUUACAGCGAUGAGUGGGAACUCACCUCACCCACCACCAAUGUGUAGCGCCCACCUGGGUGAUGCACGGCAGCCAUUUUGCGCCAGUACGCUCACCGCACACAUUAGCUGAGGCGGAGAGGGAGAGAACUGUACCCCCGAUCGUGCAUCGCACCUGUUUCUGCCCUUUACUGUUAUCUCAGCCCCUGUGCUUCGGGCGAAUAAAGACAUUUUCUUUCACCAAA
Anguilla rostrata (American eel) is the source of this 1721-nucleotide messenger RNA. It is a transcript of the gene mecr, whose product is annotated as mitochondrial trans-2-enoyl-CoA reductase. NCBI's taxonomy places the organism in Eukaryota, Metazoa, Chordata, Actinopteri, Anguilliformes, Anguillidae. The record is from RefSeq and is a predicted model, not a curated record. Gene Ontology annotation, molecular function: trans-2-enoyl-CoA reductase (NADPH) activity. The transcript is spliced from 10 exons. Gene Ontology annotation, biological process: fatty acid metabolic process. Gene Ontology annotation, cellular component: mitochondrion. Bases 120 to 1289 code for a protein of 389 amino acids.